This is a messenger RNA of Lodderomyces pseudojiufengensis, 228 nucleotides long. RefSeq lists its product as uncharacterized. The coding region runs from base 1 to 228 and encodes 75 amino acids. The record is from RefSeq and is a predicted model, not a curated record. The transcript has a single exon. Lineage: Eukaryota; Fungi; Ascomycota; Pichiomycetes; Serinales; Debaryomycetaceae.
AUGGUUAAUCAAGUGGAUAACAAAGAGGAUAACAAAGUGGAUAAAAAAUUAAGUGAUAUGAAUAUUAAUUUAAAAGUUAGUGGUUUUAAUAGCAAAGCAUUAUGUAUUGAAUUAUUUGAAGAAAAAUUGAUAAUAACACAAUUAAGUGCUGAUGAAUUAAAGGAUCUUUAUUAUGAUGGUGAUAUUCAGAUUCGUAAACUAAGAGAUCUCAAUUUUAAUCAAAAUUGA